AUGAUCUCGCGAAAGAUACUCCUGAAACAAGUACUGAUCAUAGGAGCAGUUGCUCUGGCUUAUUUACAAGUGGCCAGAUGCUUGCCAGAGGACAGGUAUGAACAUUGGUAUAAUAUAGAACACUUUUGGAACAAAAAGAUAAGCUAUAUCGAUGAACAAGUUAAAAUUCGUGCAGAGUUUCUUGAGAGAGCAGAGUCUAUUGUCAACUCUGAGAAAAUGGGAUUAAAUUUUAAUGCUGGUGAUUACAUAGAGAAAGGAAAAGAAAUUAUGCCAGAAAUAAAAGACGAUUUAGAGUCUAUUAAAACAGAUUUUAAGCUGCUCAAAGACUUA
Molecule: messenger RNA, 330 nt
Organism: Nematocida minor
Lineage: Eukaryota; Fungi; Microsporidia
Exons: 1
Source: RefSeq, a predicted model, not a curated record